Molecule: messenger RNA, 692 nt
Organism: Nicrophorus vespilloides
Lineage: Eukaryota; Metazoa; Arthropoda; Insecta; Coleoptera; Silphidae
Product: UPF0547 protein C16orf87 homolog
Exons: 3
Coding region: 171-587 (138 amino acids)
Source: RefSeq, a predicted model, not a curated record
AUGAUCUUAGAGUUCCAAAGAUUCACAAAAAAUUGUCAAUAACACAACCACACAACUAACCUAUCUGUUCGUUAUCUGAAAAAAUAAAUGACUCUCUAUGUGCCAAUUUGUAGAUAGUUUUCAUUUUUAGUUAGCACUCAUGUAGGGUAUGGCAUACAAGAGUAAGCAAGAUGAUUGCAAAAGGUUGUCCAAAAUGUGAUCAGCAGGUCCCAGUGGCUUGUAAAGCAUGUCCUUGUGGCUAUUCUUUCUUUAACGCACGAAAAACAGCGCAGUUACAGUUGUCACCAGGUGAAGAGUAUCGUAGGAGGACUGGUCGUGUUCGUAGAGAGAUUGAUUAUUAUGAUGGUUUAGACUACGAUAAGAAGCAAGAUCAAAUGAAGAAGAGCCGAACAAGUGAGUGUGAUGAUGAUGACAAUAUGUCCAGGAAGGAGUUGAAUAAAGCGAAGAGAAAAAAAGUUAAGAAGGAAGAGGAAGAUGAUGAUGAACUGGUAAUGAAUCUUAGUCCUGAAAAGCAGUUACAAUGCUCCUUAAUUUUGGAGGAACUCAAUAGGAAGAUGCAGGUGGUGACUUGGAAGCCCACUGAAUAAAAUUAUGUCCUCAUUAUGUCUAUUAUAGUAGUGGAAAAUGGAGCUUUGUAAUAGUUUCAUGAAUAAAAGAAACUAGAAUUAUGAAAUAAAUUUAUUGAAAAAGUA